AUGUCGAGGUUUUUCAGAGCAAGGCGGUUGCUACCGCCACUCGUCGUCGCUAGCGCGGCUGGCAGCGCCUUGUACUAUGUGUACCGGCCCCGGAACAUCCCGGGCUAUGAAGGCCCGGCGGUGCCACCCCCUAUCUGGGGCGCCGACGGCACUUUCAAGCUGCCUCGCUUCCCGCGCGUGAAGUCGCGCGCUGAGCAAAUUUCCGAACUCAAGAAGAGCAGUGCUGGAGACAAGGAGGAGGAAUACGACAUCCUGGUCAUUGGCGCGGGCGCAACAGGGUCAGGAGUCGCCCUUGAUGCUGCAACCCGCGGACUCAAGGUUGCUGUGGUGGAGCGCGGUGACUUCGCCUGCGGCACCAGCAGCAAGAGCACGAAGCUUGUCCACGGCGGUGUGCGCUACCUCGAGAAGGCCGUCUGGAACCUGGAUUAUGCCCAGUAUCAGCUCGUGAGGGAGGCGUUGAAAGAGCGCACCUACUUCCUGCAGACGGCGCCGCAUCUGAGCAGUUGGCUUCCCAUUAUGUUGCCGCUGGACCGCUGGUGGAAGAUUCCGUACUACUGGGCGGGUACCAAGUUCUACGACUUCCUUGCCGGGAGCGAGGGCAUCGAGAGCUCCUACUUUCUGACAAAGAGCAAGGCCAUCGACGCGUUUCCCAUGGUGAAGCAGAGCGACCUCGUCGGUGCGCUGGUCUACUACGACGGGGCCCACAACGACUCGAGGAUGAAUGUCUCGCUUGCCAUGACGGCAGCGCUGUAUGGCGCCACGGUGGUGAAUUACAUGGAGGUUACCGAUCUUUUGAAGGAUGAUAAUGGCAAACUGUGCGGUGCAACUGUUAGGGACAAGAUUCCUGAGAGGGACGGCAACGCAGCGGACAGCUUCAACAUCAAGGCCAAGUGCAUCAUCAACUGCACCGGUCCGUUCACCGACGGCAUCAGGAAGAUGGACGACCCCAACUGCAAGGAGAUCGUGGCGCCCGCCUCGGGCGUGCACGUCGUCCUCCCCGGUUACUACAGCCCCGGCAAGAUGGGCCUGAUCGACCCUGCGACGUCGGACGGGAGAGUUAUCUUCUUCUUGCCUUGGCAGGGCAACACAAUCGCAGGCACCACGGACGACCCCGCAACGGUCACCAACAAUCCUCUCCCGGACGAGAAGUCCAUCCAGUGGAUCCUCAACGAGAUCAGCCACUACCUGUCCCCUGACAUCAACGUCCGCCGCGGGGAUGUGCUGGCAGCCUGGUGUGGUCUGCGUCCGCUUGUGCGGGAUCCCAAAGCCAAAAACACCGAAUCCCUUGUCCGCAACCACCUCGUUGACAUCUCCGAAUCCGGCCUCCUGACCUGCGCAGGCGGCAAGUGGACUACGUACCGGCAAAUGGCCGAAGAAUGCGUCGACGCCGCCGUGGAGCACUUCAAGCUGCAGACCAAGCCCGUAGUUAACGCUCCCCGUGUGAGCGGUACCGAGAGCAUUGACGACGGCGCCAAUCUCAACGGCACAUGCCAGACGCACCGGGUGCGCCUCAUCGGCGCCCACGGCUUCAGCCGCACCCUCUUCAUCCACAUCAUCCAGCACUUUGGCGUCGAGACCGAGGUCGCCAAGCAUCUUACCGAGAGCUACGGCGACCGGGCCUGGACCGUCGCGGCUUUGUGCCGCCCAACGGACAAGCGGUUCCCCGCGCGCGGCGAGCGCAUCUCGCAGCUGUACCCGUUCGUCGACGGCGAGGUCCGGUACGCGUGCCGUCACGAGUAUGCACAGACGGCCGUGGACGUGCUGGCCAGGCGGACGAGGCUUGCGUUCCUGAACGCGCAGGCGGCGCUCGAGGCGCUGCCCAAGAUCAUCGACAUCAUGUCGCAGGAGCUUGGGUGGGAUCGCAAGAGGCAGGAUGCUGAGUGGAAGGACACCGUGGCCUUCCUCGAAUCAAUGGGCCUUCCCAAGCCUAUGCUCUCGGUCACACGUAAGCAAGUUGAACAGGGCAAGAUCGAUUUCAAGUCGUCGCUCGAGUACCGCAUGUAUUCAAGGCAUGAUAAGCCGAUCGAGGAGGAGCCAUAA
This is a messenger RNA of Parathielavia appendiculata, 2040 nucleotides long. Its product is annotated as DAO-domain-containing protein. Gene Ontology annotation, biological process: glycerol-3-phosphate metabolic process. The record is from RefSeq and is a predicted model, not a curated record. Lineage: Eukaryota; Fungi; Ascomycota; Sordariomycetes; Sordariales; Chaetomiaceae. Gene Ontology annotation, molecular function: glycerol-3-phosphate dehydrogenase (quinone) activity. The transcript has 2 exons. The coding region runs from base 1 to 2040 and encodes 679 amino acids. Gene Ontology annotation, cellular component: glycerol-3-phosphate dehydrogenase (FAD) complex; mitochondrion.